Messenger RNA from Anguilla anguilla (European eel), 3181 nucleotides. It is a transcript of the gene ddx24, whose product is annotated as DEAD (Asp-Glu-Ala-Asp) box helicase 24. The record is from RefSeq and is a predicted model, not a curated record. The transcript is spliced from 10 exons. Gene Ontology annotation, molecular function: nucleic acid binding; RNA helicase activity; ATP binding. Gene Ontology annotation, cellular component: nucleolus. Bases 152 to 2818 code for a protein of 888 amino acids. Lineage: Eukaryota; Metazoa; Chordata; Actinopteri; Anguilliformes; Anguillidae.
UAUCUAAAAUGGCUGCGUCCUCGUGAAGAGCAGCACAUGAGUGGUUUUGGGUAAACUCGCACUGUAAAAACGCAAUUCUUCAGACUGUAGUUUGCCUGUUAUUCACCCGCAAGCACCUUUGUAUUGUUAUUGACUCCUCCGUAUAGGGAAAAUGAAGACAAAAAAGGUACAGCCCAAGAGGAAGGUGCUCAGAAAUGGGGUGAAGCCCAAAAAGCGGGGUAUCGUUGUGAAGGGAAGUUGGAAGGCAGUAGAGCUGGACCACAGUCUCUUCUCCGAGCAGGACAUGGGAGGGCUGGUGUGUUUCGAGGAGCUGACGGACUACCGCCUGGUUGAUUCUGCCAAGGUCGCAGCAAAGGUGGAAAAUAAAACAGAGAAGAAAGCCAAGAAAAGGAAAGCAACCAAAGAAGCAGUAGUACAUGGAGAUGUAGAGCAGGCAGGUGAAGGGGGAAGUGAGAACAAAGAGGAGUCCAUACAGCCUUCCAAAAAGAAGAAAAAGAAAAAAAAGAAAAAGGCUAAAAAGGAAAGCCAGCAGAGUGGUAUUUCCACUUCUGAAGUGAAAGCUGUAGAGGUGGAAGUGGAAGAGACAGUCAAGGAAAGUAUAGGACCAGAAAAGGUUGUGGGUCCAGAGGAAGAUUCUCAAAUGCAUCAAGCAAAAGCACCGAAAACAAAGAAGAAGAAAGUCAAGAAAGAGAAGGAACCAGAUGCAGAAACAGACAAACCAUCUGCCAACACUGAACCACCUGAAAAAGCUAUAAAACCACCCAAAAAGAGGACAAAAAAUUGGACUAAUGCUGCCCUUUCGGGGCAACUGGGUUCAGAUACAGAUGUAUCUGCGUGGAAGGAUCUCUUUGUCCCAGAGCCAGUCCUGCAGGCACUUGGCACUCUUGGAUUCAGCUCCCCUACACCUAUUCAAGCGCUUGCCUUACCGCCAGCCAUUAGAGAUCGCAUGGAUAUACUUGGAGCUGCUGAAACAGGAAGUGGUAAGACACUGUCAUUUGGAAUACCCAUGAUUCAUUCCAUCCUAGAGUGGAGAAGAGCUCAGGAGAGGCAGGAUGAGCAAGUGCCAGCUAGCCUGGCCGUCCCAGAGACGGACUUGAAGAGUCUCUAUCUACCUGAUGUGGACCAGCCCAAUGAGGCCACUGAGACUAAUACUGGGGAUUCUGAGCCGGAGGAGGAAGUCCAAGCAGACGAGGAUGAAGCUGAAGAUGAGAAAAAAGAAGAGCAAGAUGAAUUGCAAGAAGCAGAAGAAGAUAUGGAGGAUGAUGAGAAAAAAGAAGAGCAAGAUGAAUUGCAAGAAGCAGAAGAAGAUAUGGAGGAAGAUGAUGAUGACGUUGACUCUCAAAAGCUACAAUGUGUUAAAGUCAUUGAGGAUGCAGAGUUUGACUUUGAGUUUCCUGGUGCGGCAAAAGUGCCACCCAAUCAAAAGCAGCCGUUGCUGGGGCUUAUCCUCACCCCCACCAGGGAGCUGGCCGUCCAGGUGAAGCACCACAUUGAUGCCGUGGCGCAGUUUACAGGUAUCAAGACUGCAAUAAUUGUUGGUGGAAUGGCCCCACAGAAGCAGAACAGGUUACUAAGUCGAAGGCCCGAGAUUGUCAUUGCAACACCAGGCCGCCUCUGGGAGCUGAUCAAGGAGAGGCAUCCUCACCUCCUGAACCUCAGGCAGCUCAGGUGCCUGGUGAUCGAUGAAGCAGACCGCAUGGUGGAGAAGGGCCACUUCGCGGAGCUGGAGAACCUGCUGGAGAUGCUGAACAAUGCUCAGUACAGCCCCCAGCGGCAGACCUUCGUCUUCUCGGCCACCCUGACCAUGGUGCACAAGGCGCCGGUCCGCAUCCUGCAGAAGAAGACCAAGAAGCUGGACCAGCGGAGCAAGCUGGAGAUCCUCAUGGAGAAGGUGGGCAUCAAGGCCAAGCCCAAGGUCAUCGACCUGACCAGGAAGGAGGCCACGGUGGAGACGCUGACAGAGACGCGCAUCCACUGCGACAAGGACGACAAGGACUUCUACCUGUACUACUUCCUGCUCCAGUACCCAGGACGCACCAUGGUGUUCGCCAACAGCAUCGACUGCAUCAAGCGUCUCAACUCCCUGCUCACCAUCCUGGACCGCACCCCGUUGCCUCUGCACGCCAACAUGCACCAGAAGCAGCGGCUCAAGAACCUGGAGAGGUUUGCCGAGAGGGAGAGCUGUGUCCUCCUAACGACGGACGUGGCAGCACGAGGCCUGGACAUUCCCAACGUCCAGCACGUCAUUCAUUACCAGGUGCCGCGAACGUCAGAGACGUACGUCCAUCGGAGCGGCCGCACGGCACGCGCAACCAAGGAGGGUCUCAGUCUGCUGUUGAUUGGGCCAGACGACGUGGUGAACUUCAAGAAAAUCUACCGAACGCUUGGAAAGGAUGAAGAGCUGCCCAUGUUUCCCGUGCAGACUAAGUGCAUGGCAGCUAUUAAGGAGCGUGUCAAGAUGGCCAGGAAGAUAGAGAAGAUUGAGUACCACAACAGCCGGGAGAAACAUCACAAUUCCUGGUUCAAGCAAGCAGCAGAAGCGAUAGAGAUGGAUCUGGAUGAUGACCUUCUCUUGGGAGGCAGGAAAACCGAAGAGGACGACAUGCAGCAGCAGAAAAUGGUGAAGGGCAUGAAGAGACACCUGAAGCACCUGCUGUCCCAGCCUGUCUUUAAGAGCGCGAUGAAGACAAAGUACCCCACGCAAAUGGGAAAGCUGUCCCUGCCCGAGCUGCCUCUGGCCUCCGUCAGGACCGCCCUCGACAGUGUCAUCAGUCAGAAGCAGAAGCCCAAAAAGAACCCGCAGCAGCACGCUGUUUAACACCGAUGUGCUCUGAACUGUUUAUUUUCACUUGAGGUAACAACAGCGCAAAUGGAAAGGAAUUAAUUGAGGUUUAAUAUACACUUGUAUAUAAUUACAUCUCAGUUUAAAAAAAAAUACAUUUGAAAUGUUUAUCAAAUAUGACAUGGAAAAAUGAAUUCACAGUGUGCAUUUUACAUGUGGCACGGAAGCAAUACACAUUAAAAAUAUAUUUUAAAAAAGACAGAAAAUGCUAUAAGCCCCUGAAUACUCUUCUUCCUAUGCCACCCAUGAACUUUACAUUUUAAUUCUGUGGCGUUUGGCCAGUGUGUUAUUGUUCACUCAGUAAGGCACAGUUUUACUUUUGUUUAAAUGUAACCCAAC